UUGAAAACGGCUUUGUGAAGAUAGGGAGCAGUCGAGCGUCCGAGGAAGAAAAACAUAAUUAAUCAGACAUGGCUCCCAGGAAGAGGACCACCAAACAACGUAAAAAUAACCCCAAGACGGCCAAGCUGGAAGCCUUCCUGGAGGAUUUCGACAGCGAGGUGAAUACCAGACUUGUACAGCUGAAAGAGAAGCUCAACCAGCUGCUGAAAGAUGUUGACAACAGCUACAACAUGGCGCUGAUUAAGCUCCCCAAGGCUGUGAGGCAAACAGUUUGGAUGGAGCACUGCAAGCCUGAGAAACCAGCAUCCCCAGAAGUGGAUAAUUCAAAGAGAGAAGAGGAAGCUGCUAUUGUUAACAGCGUUGUGGCUGAGGACCACGCAGUGCUUCUGAAAUCAGUCAAGAAAACCUCAAAGAAAAAAGGUGGAGCCAAAUCUAGUUCAGAGGAUGAAAACACCCCAGGCGCAAUGAGAAAGGGGAAAGCAACAAGAAAGCCUCCAACGACAUCCAAAAGGGCAAAGAUGCUGUCAGUCAGCAAGCAGAACAGCUCCAUCAGACGAUCGACCAGGAAGCCGCUGGUCACUCCUGCCAGGAGUAUGCUGGAUUCUUCUUUGAUGAUAGGCGCCACCCCCCUUGUCACCCCACGCUUUGACCCAAGGCUUCCUAAGACCCCCGCUGUGAGAGUUCCCCGCCACAAAGAGAGGGUCUAUAGCAUUUCAGUCAACGGCUCCCCCAUCGCAGCAGGAAAUGAGGACAUUGUCAUCAACGUUCCCAUCGGCAACGGAGAGAGCAUUCAGCUAUUGGCCAGUCAGAUGGACUCAGUGGACCUGUCACUCCUGGAUGAAACUGCUCUGAAGAGCAUUCGGCUGCUGCAGAAUCGCCUCACAACCCUCUGUGAGACGUCAGAGUGACUCGGCGGUCUGCUGUUGAUUUGUACAUUGCUUUUAAGAAAUUUUAUCUUUAUUUUAAAGCUUUUUUAAAAGAUGCAACAUACACAGGUUCUGAAGAAAACCAUCUUCUGUCGGUCUUGUACUUGGUUUAGUUUUCUUUAAACCCAACACAUUCACUGAAAUUCUUCAAGUCAACAAAAGCUGACAAAUGUAUAAAUGUUGGUUAAAUGUGUUACGUUACCGUUUACUGCUAUUUUACUCAUUUCCUUUUGUAAGAUAGUUGAGUUAACAGCCUUACUUAUUUCACCUUUCAUUUUUAUAUGGGUAUUUUCUGCUGCCUUUGUAGCAUUAGGCUUAAUCCUUGGGCGAUUUUAGUUCUAUUCCAGUCUUUUAUUCCUGCUGACCGGUCAGACUUCUAGAGUCUGGAUUUUGCUCGUUUUACAAGCCUGUAAAACUGGUAAGAUUAUUGGCAGAGCUGAACUCUGCAAAUGUGUUUUACUGUUCAUUCUUUGUUUUGUAAGUACACUCUAAUCCUACAUUUUAUUGUGUUUAAUGUCCUUAUCGUUGAAUCAGCAAUCCCACCAUGUUUCUAGAAAUCAGAUUGCAGUUACGUUAUUGUGCAAAUAUGAACCUUAUUUACUGUACAUAGAUCCCUCCUCGACUUGCCUGCAAAACUGAUAAAGGAUUUUUACCACAGCUCAAAAUUUGUGUGAUAUGGUUUAUUUGGAAUUAAAAUGCUGUAUAUAUGUUGAUAAGAGUGUGGAUGAGUAGCUUGAUUAAAAUGCUGUAAUUAUGUA
Messenger RNA from Chelmon rostratus (copperband butterflyfish), 1684 nucleotides. It is a transcript of the gene cdca8, whose product is annotated as cell division cycle associated 8. Bases 69 to 908 code for a protein of 279 amino acids. Gene Ontology annotation, cellular component: chromosome passenger complex; chromosome, centromeric region; spindle midzone. The record is from RefSeq and is a predicted model, not a curated record. Gene Ontology annotation, biological process: mitotic sister chromatid segregation. Lineage: Eukaryota; Metazoa; Chordata; Actinopteri; Chaetodontiformes; Chaetodontidae. The transcript has 11 exons.